Molecule: messenger RNA, 1936 nt
Organism: Orussus abietinus
Lineage: Eukaryota; Metazoa; Arthropoda; Insecta; Hymenoptera; Orussidae
Exons: 1
Coding region: 236-1087 (283 amino acids)
Source: RefSeq, a predicted model, not a curated record
GCAAAACUCGAACAUCGCCGCCAGGAACCCGCGAGCAAGAAAAAAAAAUCAGAAAAGGAAAACACCAUGAUUCGAUACGAGAGCAGUAAUUUUUAAAGGGGGCACCUCCGGGUCAGGAUAAGCCGAAGUUCCAUAAAAAUGACGAGCCUUCUGAGUCCUUAAUGUCGACCCCGGAGUCAAACCACCACUCGAAACCCAUCUUCAAUGAAAUCAUCGUGAUAUGCUCUAAUCAGAAAUGAACAGAAAUAACUUGGUAAGGAACGACAAAAUGGACCUCGCCGAGAAGGGAGACAAAAAUAGGGAAACGAAAAAUGCGAUCAACUUGGACACUUCAGGGACCAGGGAAAGUGCUGAUAGUAGCCGGGAUCGGAGACUUCCUCGACCCGGAGAUUCAGCUAGAUCGAAAUUAGCUCAAAUAUUAGGCAUAGGGAAGAUCAUACCAGAUCCGAACUUUGCGAUGGUCAUCCCCAUCCCUUCGGAAGAUGCGAGGGUGCUAGGAUUGAAGAUCCCCGAAGAACAUCCUUCUAAAAGGAUACCCAACUCCUCGGGAAGACCUCCAUCUUGCUCUUCUAAAUCCUCUGCCAGUUCCAACCAGCCUAAGGGUGAGAAAAGCCAGGAAGUUAAAGGGGCUUUUAGUCCUGUGUCCGGAAGCGCGUUGCAACGUUCAAAACUUCAGAGCUUCAAGGAAGGGAGACCUAUCGAGAGCCCUAAGGGCUUUCAAGCGAAGCUGGAACGAGGAUUAAGAAAUAUCUCCAACAGGACUGGAAGUUUAACAAGGAAGACCAAAAUUGAAGGUAAAAAGAACCUUUUCCCUUGGUUGCUCACCAGCGCUGGAGGUGCUCCUAGGCCCACGAGUUGCAAAGAAGAAAAACCCGUGGAGAGCCAGGAAGUUCCCGAGGUCCUUGAUCAGGACACUGCGGAUAGAUCCACUGAACCCGACUCCAAGUCUAUGAGACACUUGUUCAGUAUGGCCGAUUCCUGGAGCAGCGAUUCCGUGGUCAGCCAUUCGGACAACUGCAGCUGCUGUCAUGGCACUGAAAAGUGUCCUCUUCAUGGAAAGAUUAACCUGGAAAGUGAAAACGAUUGACAAUAAAUAAGAAGAGGACAAUCGAUAAGGAGUUCUUAUACAAAAAGGCACGAUGUAAAUGAGGCCAAGGUGCGCUCCCACGGAGGACUUAUUUUUGACUUGUUCUGCGCCUUCCAAAACACCGCCGUAUUGCAAAAUAUUAAAAGUACCAUUGGUUAAUAAAACAUGGCUACUUUUUGGUAGUAUACUAUGGCUGACCUGUCAAAAGGGCUGCGCCGGAACACACGUAGUCUCCUUCACAUCAUGACAAGAAAGUAUCUUAAUUUUCUAAAUUAUCAAUGACGAAGAACGAUAAAAGUUACACGGAUGUAACUCCUUAAUAAUAUUCCCCCUUAACGUUUACGGCUUUUGGAACACCUGGUCUUCUCCAAGUAACAUGGAACCCACAUAGUACAACGGAACGACUCCACCAUCCGAAGACCAAAAAUUCCCCAUGACGUAGAACUGGAUUGAAAAUUAUGUUGACAUACAAAGCUUCCUCGUAACGUGUCUGAAAUUAUGAGAAAAAAUUAAUAAAAAGAGUAAGACAUCGAGGAUUUGAUUUCUGUUGUUUGCAACUUCUGAGAACGUCAUCUUUGGGCGAGAAGAAACGUUCCGGAAUAGAUAAUCAGCUCUUUCGUUUCAAGAGUAUAACUUUCCCAUCGCAGGGACUCCCAAGAGCACCUACUGCAUCAACUGCACCUGCCACCGCAUGAGCCAGUCCUGCCCAUAAAGGAGCGACUAGCUAGGGACGGUAUACCUCUUAGGGGAGCCAUUGCUUCUCUACCUUACCUACGACCAUACUACUCACACAAUAAAAACCCUCAGAACUGAAUAGACGCUGCAAUUAUACACUUAGAGCGAAAUACA